Molecule: messenger RNA, 852 nt
Organism: Durusdinium trenchii
Lineage: Eukaryota; Dinophyceae; Suessiales; Symbiodiniaceae
Source: the annotation of a GenBank genome assembly
AUGGUGACCAAAGUCUUGCCAAUCAGUGACCACUACGAGCCCGGAGGUAAUUUCUUCCUCGACGAGGAGCGGGACCAGCGGGACGAUGUGGAGCUCUUCGAUCGCGCGCGGCAGAUCGAUGCACGAGACCGAAGAGAGUCCUUGGAUGGUCUAUUGAGCACGCAGUCCAUCGACUCAGACAACGCUGGGGCCAAUCUGCCGCGCUUGGAAUCCUUCGAAGGCAGCAGCCUUUUGGAGCCCGGCGGCGCUGUCGUCCCCGCGGGCGCCGCGGGCGGCGCGGACCCCGACCGCGGCGGGACAGCGGCCUUCGUGGCGCGCGGUGUCGACGGCCGUGGCGCGCGGAAGCCGAAGGCAUCGCUGCUGCUGUUGGUGGUGAUUGCCUUGUGGAUCGUCGACCUGGUCUUUGCCAUGGACUCGGUGGCCUCCAAGCUCGCGACGGUGAAUGACCUCUACCUCAACGUCGCAUCGGCAGCCUUUGCAAUGAUGGGACUGCGGUCGUUGUACUUUCUGAUGGAGUCCUUGGUUCAAAGCUUUCAUAUGCUGAAAUAUGGCAUCGCAGCUAUCCUGGUCCUCAUUGGCCUCAAGAUGGUCUUCUCCGUGUGGUUUGAGAUUUCCAACAGUGUCACUUUCGUUUUGAUUAUCGCAAUUUGUAUCGCCAGCGCCGUGUCCUCUUACUGGUUGCCUUCAGUACGCCAAAGCUGCACGGCCCUUGUGGCGGAGGAGGACAACCUCGAGACCCUGCCGGAGGGUGAUGGCCGAGAGGGCCGGACCAGCUUUGAGGAGGUGGAAGAGUUGGAGCCCAUGACACCAUCCAGGCCGGUGGCGAUGCCGGUCAAAUUCGACGACCCUUGA